Messenger RNA from Bactrocera dorsalis (oriental fruit fly), 876 nucleotides. Its product is annotated as dnaJ-like protein 60. The transcript has 5 exons. Lineage: Eukaryota; Metazoa; Arthropoda; Insecta; Diptera; Tephritidae. The record is from RefSeq and is a predicted model, not a curated record. Bases 109 to 792 code for a protein of 227 amino acids.
GAUGUAACAGCUGAUUGCUAUUUUAUUUUUAAUUUUGUAUUUUGUUACGGAUGUGUUAUUUUUGAAUUUCUUUAAAAUUUCAAGUAGUUUGAAAUUAUUCAUUAUAAAAUGCAAAAUAUUAUCUGUAAUAAAAGCCCGUAUUGGAGCCGUAUACAAACUGCAAUUCGGCACAGUAGUGUGCAAAAUGGGGAAACUUAUUAUGACAUACUUAAAGUGCAAAAAAAUUGUAGUAACCAAGAAAUAAGAAAUGCUUUUGUACAACUUUCAAAAAAGUUUCACCCCGAUGUCAAAGGAAUCACCCCAGAUCCUAAACAAACAGCGCAAUUUGUAAAGAUUUCGGAAGCUUAUCAAAUCCUCAGCAAACCCAAAUCACGUUCAGCAUAUGACCAACGAUUAUGGGACGCAGGUGUGCUACGGCCUGGUCAAAGAUCGAGGUCCGGAGCUGUAAAAAAUAUGCACUCCACUGAAAUACAUAGGCCAUGGGAAAUAAAACCAAACUUCGAUCCAAAUCCCGGGCCUUACUACGGGGUGAAAGGUUUAGAGCGUGUUUCUAAUUUGAAAGUAGCCAUUGCUCUUGCAGUUUUAGGAAUUGCUGGGGCAAUAUUUGGAUUUGUUUCCGUAAACACUUAUUAUCUCUUCAGUCACUCCUUCACUUUUAAUCGCCAAAAAUUAGAUGCUAAAUCGGCGGAAGCGGGGAUUUAUCAUGCGGCUAUUCGUGCGGACGCUGAAAAAUAUGGCAAUGAAGAACAACUACGGCGAAUGCUGAAUCGAAUGUCAAAGGACGAAAGAUGAGUUUCACGACCUAUGGAAUUUAUUCUGCACAUAUUUUAAUAUAAUUGUUUAUAUAAAACCACUAAUAAAAAAAAAUACACGUGA